This is a messenger RNA of Oncorhynchus gorbuscha (pink salmon), 4120 nucleotides long. RefSeq names its product SLIT-ROBO Rho GTPase-activating protein 2B-like. NCBI's taxonomy places the organism in Eukaryota, Metazoa, Chordata, Actinopteri, Salmoniformes, Salmonidae. The coding region runs from base 406 to 3723 and encodes 1105 amino acids. The record is from RefSeq and is a predicted model, not a curated record. Gene Ontology annotation, cellular component: cytoplasm. Gene Ontology annotation, molecular function: protein binding. The transcript is spliced from 23 exons. Gene Ontology annotation, biological process: negative regulation of cell migration; signal transduction.
GAGCAUAGAGCCAAGGAGCCAGCCCAGCCUCUGACCGUCGUGGUGACAGCCACAUACUGAAGGACUAAACUUUUUGGGAGUCUCCUCAUCCGACCUUGCUGACUCGUUGGUUAUUGUUGGUUUGGAGGGAAUGCACAUAUUCUCCGUUUGCUCUGUAACUGGUUUUGAGGACACAUUAAGGAAAGGAUCCAAACGAAUGGGAAUGCGGCAGCGCCAAACUCUCACAAUGCGGGCAGAGUGAAGGGGCAGAACACAAUACCAUUCCACGGGCUGUGGGGGUUACUCGCUACAAUCUUUCAGUGGGGUAUUCUUCCAGACGAAAUAUCAUAGUUACUCUUUUUUUCCCUGAUUACUUCUUUAACCCAGUAUUGCGAAGUCUAGUGUUUUUGAGUAGAAGAACCAGCCAUGACGUCUCCGGCCAAAUUCCGAAAGGACAAGGAGAUCGUAGCCGAAUAUGAAACUCAAGUUAAAGAGAUCCGUGCCCAGCUGGUGGAGCAGUUCAAGUGUCUGGACCAGCAGUGUGAGCUGAGAGUGCAGCUGCUGCAGGACCUGCAGGACUUCUUCAGGAAGAAAGCGGAGGUCGAGAUGGACUACAGUCGUAACCUGGAGAAACUGUCUGAGAGGUUCCUUGCGAAGACACGUAGCACCAAGGACCACCAGCUCAAGAAGGAGCAGACUGUACUGUCUCCAGUUAACUGCUGGAACCUGUUGUUGAGUCAGGUGAAGAGGGAGAGCCGAGACCACGCUACCCUGUCUGACCUCUACCUCAAUAACAUCAUACCGCGCUUCGCCCAGGUUAGCGAGGACUCCGGACGACUCUUCAAAAAGAGUAAGGAGGUUGGUGUCCAGCUUCAGGAGGAUCUGAUGAAGGUUCUGAACGAGCUCUACGCGGUGAUGAAGACAUACCACAUGUACAACACAGACAGUAUCAACUCUGAGAACAAACUGAAGGAUGCAGAGAAACAGGAGGAGAAGCAGAUGGGGCGCUCUGGUCGCCAGGACGACAGACAGACUCCCAGGUCACCUGACACACUGGCCAGCAUCAAGACGGAGGAGAAACAUGUCCGACGCUCCUCAGUCAAGAAGAUAGAGAAGAUGAAGGAGAAGAGGCAGGCUAAGUACACAGAGAACAAGCUUAAAGCAAUCAAGGCAAGGAAUGAAUACCUGCUGGCUCUGGAGGCUACGAACAGCUGUGUCUUCAAAUACUACAUCCACGACUUGUCUGAUAUCAUCGACUGCUGUGACCUGGGCUACCAUGCCAGUCUCCACCGUGCAUUGCGGACCUACCUGUCAGCGGAGAUGAACGUGGAGGCGUCUAAACACAGCGGCCUGGAGGGCCUGGAGGGGGCAGCAGAGAGCCUGGAGCCCAAUGGGGACAAGCAGAGACUGAUGGAAACCUACAACAACGUCUUCUGUCCCCCCAUGCGCUUCGACUUCCAGUCACACAUGGGAGACACGAUGGGGUUAGUAUGUGCCCAGCAGCCGUUAGAAGGGGAGUUACUCCAGAGGUGUCAGCAGCUGCAGUCCCGUCUCUCCACCCUCAAGAUUGAGAAUGAGGAGGUGAAGAAGACUAUGGAGGCCACUCUGUCGACCAUCCAGGACAUGGUGACCGUGGAGGACUAUGAGGUCAGCGAGUGUUUCCACCACAGCAACUCCAUGGAGUCGGUCAAGUCCACCAUGAGCCAAUCAUUCCUCAGCAAACCCAGCCUGGCCAAGAGACGGGCCAAUCAACAGGAAACGGAGCAGUUCUACUUCACUAAACUGAAGGAGUUUCUGGAGGGCCGGAACUUGAUCACCAAACUGGAGGCCAAACAUGACUUGAUCCAGAAGACCCUGGGAGAGAGUCAGAAGACUGAUUGUUGCCUUGCCAGUGACAGGAGUAACUCUGCACUACGGAAUCAGCAGGCUGGCCAUGUCAUCCCUCUGAUGGUGGAGAGCUGUAUCCGCUUCAUCAGUCGCCAUGGUCUGCACCAUGAGGGCAUCUUCAGAGUGUCUGGCUCUCAGGUGGAGGUCAAUGACAUCAAGAACGCCUUUGAGAGAGGUGAGGACCCAUUGGCAGGAGAUCAGAAUGAUCAUGACAUGGACUCCAUCGCUGGUGUUCUAAAGCUCUACUUCAGAGGACUGGACCACGCCCUCUUCCCCAAGGAAGUCUUCCAUGACAUCAUAUCCUGUGUCUCAAUGGAGAACCUGCAGGAAAGGGCUGUCCACAUCAGGAAGGUUCUGCUGACUCUGCCCAGCAACACUCUCAUCAUCAUGAGAUACCUGUUCGCCUUCCUCAACCACCUGUCCCAGUACAGUGAGGACAACAUGAUGGAUCCCUAUAACCUGGCCAUCUGUUUUGGUCCCACUCUGAUGUCAGUCCCAGAGAGCUGUGACCAGGUGUCCUGCCAGGCCCACGUUAACGAGCUCAUCAAGACCAUCAUUAUCCUCCAUGACGGGGUUUUCCCCGGACCAGGUGACCUGCAGGGGCCCGUCUACACCUGCCCAGGGGCCACCGACGAGUACUGUGAGCCCCCCCUAGUGGAAGAACCUGCUCCUGACACCAUCUCUGUCAUCCACAACAGCGAUGAUGGCUUGUUGGUCGUUUCAGAAUCUGACCCAAUAGUGGCCAUUGCUCGCUUCGACUACUCUGGACGGACCAACCGGGAGCUGUCGUUUAAUAAGGGCGCGUCUCUCCUCCUUUUCCAGCGAGUCAGUGAUGACUGGUGGGAGGGCCAACACAACGGAGUGGACGGACUAGUGCCUCACCAGUACAUAGUGGUUCAGGACAUGCAGGAUGGGGGCAGAGGCAGUCCUAAGACUGAGGCAGAGUUGCAGGAGGAGAGAGUGUCCACUAGGGGCAUCGCUGCCUCUCCCACUGGAGCUCAUGUGGCUGACGUCUACCUGGCCAACCUCAACAAGAUGAGGAAGAAGCCGGAGUUGGGGAGUAUCCGUAGAACCUUCCGGGUGUCUGAGGGGGGACAGGGGGGUGACGUACCCCCAACGGGGGCGACUGGUGGGGGUGUGAGGACGGCCAGUCUGCCUGUGGGAGGGGCUCUGUUGAAAGAGGGCGGUGACAAACGACCAGUCAGCGCCCACAGUGUCCUCAACUCCUCCAUUACACGCCACUCCUCUCUCAAGACCAAGGUGGAAAGCCCUCAGUUCCGCAAAGCGACCACAGCGGGGCGCUCUAAGAGCUUCAGCAACCACAGACCUCUGGACCCUGAGGUCAUCACUCAGCUGGAGCCCACCUCACAGGAUAUCGAGGCGGCUAUGAGCUCUGCUCUGAGAGAGCUGGAGAGGCAGAGCAGUGUCCAGCACACACACACCCCCGACGUGGUGCUGGACACUCUGGAGCAGCUGAAGGGUGUGUGUGGUGGAGGAGGAGGGGGCGCGUCAGAGCCCUCCAGUCCCCUCCACUCCCGUCUGCUGAGGGACAGCGACGGCGCAGGACCUCCACACUCACACCCUCUCCAACGCAGCGCUUCGUCUGCUAGCGACGUCCCCUCCUCCUUCCGCCCUUCCUAUCCCAGGAGCACCCUGCCCUCCUCUCUCGCCUCCUCAGCCCUCUCUUUCUCCACUCCCUCCUUCCGAGAGCCUCGUCCUCCAGCCACGCGGCCCAAGCCGGUGGUCUUCCCCAAGGGAGGAGGAAGCAGCAGUCCGGCUAUGGGGUCCCCAACCUCCACUGUCCCCCCUCCUCCCCCACCCCCACCCCAGCCCAACGACAAGUCCUGCCCCGCCUGAGGAGUGACAUCACACACGCUCCACUUCCAUACACAAACCACUGCCCCAUCUCCCCUCACCCAAUGACAAGUGGGAUAGCUCUCACCUAGGAUCAGCUUACCCUCCCAAACAAAGCAUUAUGGGAGUUAGACUGUAUAAAGCCUCCAUGACUCAAACAAGGGAUCAAACGAACAUACAGCACGACAAUAAAGAGACAUGGAACCUGUGCUGUAUAUACUGGUGUGAGGUGUGUGUGUGUGUGUGUGUGUGUGUGUGUGUGUGUGUGUGUGUGUGUGUGUGUGUGUGUGUGUGUGUGUGUGUGUGUGUGUGUGUGUGUGUGUGUGUGUGUGUGUGUGUGUGUGUGUGUGUGUGUGUGUGUGUGUGUGUGUGUGUGUGUGAGCGUGCCUGUGUGAGCGUG